Messenger RNA from Symbiodinium necroappetens, 1206 nucleotides. Lineage: Eukaryota; Dinophyceae; Suessiales; Symbiodiniaceae. The record is from the annotation of a GenBank genome assembly.
GAGAAUGACGGUGACGGCUUCGAUCCCGGCGAUGUUGGCACUCGAGACUACGAUGAUGCGACAGACCAAUCUGGAAAGAGGCAUGCACCCAGGGCCGGCACAUUGGUGAAGGUCCUUGGGAUGGUGGUUCUGGUGGAACUGGAACUGCUCGUCAGGCGCUUUGUGUUUGAGGGGGGUGGUUUCGUGUCAGACAACAUUGAUCCAUCGAUAUUUUCGACGGCUGGCAUUGGUGGCCGCGCCGGGCCCUACCGCUUGGAUGUAGGGCAGGAGCUUGUGAUGCUCACGGAAGAGCAGAAAGAGGAGGUCUCAGAAGAAUGGCACAACAAGGCCCGGCAGAUGGCAGAUGAGGCAUAUGCACACCGGUUGAGCGAGUUGAAGAUGAGCGCCCACGACGAGUCUGAGUACCGUCGCUUGCUUCAGCCUGUGGAGGCACAAAUCUCUGCAUUCCGGUUGGUGCUCCAAAGCCACGAGGCGAAGGAGCGAGAGCGAAGUUGGCAGAAGCAGCAGACCCAGGGCGAACUGGACGAGAUGCGCCUUGUGGACGGCAUCGCAGGGGCUCGAAACAUCUACAGGCGCCGGGCCAUGGCGGAAGAAACAGGAGGUGAGCAGGUGCUGCCGAAGCGCAUUAAAUUCGUGAUGGACUGCAGCGGGUCUAUGUAUACUUUCAACCGCAUCGAUCAGCGCCUGCAGCGGUUAAUGGAAGCCUCCAUAUUUAUCUUCGAGAGUUUCGCUGGCUUCGAGUACAAAUACGAGUAUGCCAUGGUGGGACACAGCGGAAGUGGCCCGGAAGCAGAAAGCCUCGUCGCAUGGGCGAAGCCCCCGAAGAGUGCGAAGGAGCAGCUGGCCAUCGUGAAGCAGAUGGCGGCCCAUGCGCAAUAUUCUCACAGUGGAGAUCACACCCUGGAAGCUACCGACCGCGCCAUCAAGGACGUGCUGCGAAAGCCUGCGGAUGAGUACUACGUAUUUGUUGUGAGCGAUGCCGACCUGGCGCGGUAUGGGAUCUCGCCUGCUGCCUGGAACAAGAUCCUGAUGCAGGACAAGCGGGUAAACGCUUACGUAAUCCUCAUCAGUUCCAACACCGACGAAGCGGAAACGAUCAAGUCGGGAUUGACUGCAGGACAUGGCUUCGUUUGUGAUCAUAAUGACUUGUUGGCCGUGACUUUCAAGCAGGUCUUCUCAGUGACCAUGCUCCGAAAUCGAAAGUAG